This is a messenger RNA of Penicillium oxalicum, 2793 nucleotides long. Its product is annotated as putative alpha,alpha-trehalose phosphate synthase subunit TPS3. Lineage: Eukaryota; Fungi; Ascomycota; Eurotiomycetes; Eurotiales; Aspergillaceae. Gene Ontology annotation, molecular function: catalytic activity. Gene Ontology annotation, biological process: trehalose biosynthetic process. Bases 1 to 2793 code for a protein of 930 amino acids. The record is from RefSeq and is a predicted model, not a curated record. The transcript is spliced from 3 exons. Gene Ontology annotation, cellular component: alpha,alpha-trehalose-phosphate synthase complex (UDP-forming); cytosol.
AUGACGAUCUUUAUUGCGUCACUCUUCCUCCCCUACACGAUCAACUUCCAAGUCGACACGUCGCAAGAACGUCCUGUCGAACCAACACCGCCCAAUGCUGCUGCGGCGGUGACCGACACCGUGGCACCACUGCCGGCGGCGGCCAGUCUCUUCGAAAAGAACAACCCUAAACCGCAACCUGCCCUUACGCCCGGCGCCACGACCGAUCAUGAGAGAAUCUUUGCGAGUAAUCUGCUCAAAGCGGAGAGUGAACGUUCUGGAUACCCAUUUCCAUCCUCUGCGGCCGAGGCCCAGCUGCUGACCGAAAGUGAAGCCCAUUCUCCAGCCUGGGGUGCCACGACCUCCCUCAAUCAACCCCCCAAGGCUUCCACCCUCAUUCCUCCCUCUCCCUCCAUCCUGAAACAUCAGGAUCUCGUCAUCUCACCCAACGAGAAACCUGUGCCCACCAAACCCUCCGUGUCGGCACCCGUGCCCCCACUGGGCGCCAAAAAGCCCAAGCCCGGUGAGCGCAAGAUUUCCUUUUCUCGAGCCGAGUGGUCGAUUGAGACGGCGGAACAAGGCAAUGGUGGUCUGCGCAAUGCGGUACGAUCGGCGAGGGAAACAGGAUCUCUGCGAGACAUGAUGUGGGUGGGUACGCUGGGGAUGCCGACGGACGCCCUGGGCCAGUGGACUCGCAAUGAUAUCGCCGAGCGCUUGGAGGAUGAAUACAACUCUUUGACCGUCUUUGUGAACGACAGUGACUUUGACGGCCAUUACACCCACUUUUGCAAGACCAUUCUGUGGCCGGUCUUCCACUACCAGAUUCCGGACAACCCCAAGAGCAAGGCCUACGAGGACCAUUCGUGGAUCUACUACGUCAAGCUCAACCAAGCCUUUGCAGAACGGAUUGCAAAGAACUGGAAGCGUGGAGAUGCGAUCUGGGUCCAGGAUUAUCACCUGCUGCUGGUGCCCGCGAUGCUGCGAAAGAUGCUGCCAGAUGCGCAGAUCGGCUUCUUCCUGCAUAUCGCCUUCCCUUCGUCGGAAGUGUUCAAGUGCCUGGCUCCUCGCAAGGAGCUCCUGGAGGGAAUGCUGGGGGCCAACCUGAUUGGGUUCCAGACGGACGAGUAUUGCCGUCACUUUUUGCAGACCUGCAGUCGUAUCCUGUGCGUGGAAGCCACGAAUGAGGGCAUCCAGAUGGAGGACCGAUUCAUCAAUGUCGGUACCUUCCCCAUUGGUAUCGACCCGACCUCGUGGGACAAGCGUCGCAAGGCGUUGGAUGUCGAGUCCUGGGUGGAUACCAUCUCCGAUCGCUACCGCGGCAAGCGACUGAUUGUCUCGCGCGACAAGAUUGAUUCGGUGCGCGGAAUUCGCCAGAAGCUCCUCAGCUACGAGCUCUUCCUCAACACGUAUCCCGAGUGGGCGGAGAAGGUGGUUCUUAUCCAGGUCGCCACCAGCACCACCGAACAGCCCGAAUUGGAAGCAAUGAUCUCCGAUAUUGCCAUGCGCAUCAAUUCGACCCAUUCGACGCUCGCCCAUCAACCGCUCGUCUUUUUGAAGCAAGAUUUGGCCUUCCCGCAGUACUUGGCUCUCAUUACCGUCGCAGAUGCCUUGAUGAUCACCAGUCUUCGCGAAGGUAUGAACUUGACCAGUCAUGAGUUUGUCUACUGCCAGGACGGCAGCUACGGUGAUAAAAAGUACGGCUCGCUUAUCUUGAGCGAGUUCACCGGCAGCGCGUCCGUCUUUGGAAACCACGCGCUGUUGGUGAACCCAUGGGACUACCGACAAUGCUCCGAGGCGAUCCACACGGCGCUGACGCGGGAUGAGGCCAAGCGCAAGCAAGUCUGGGAGGAGUUGCACCGGGCGGUGCUGCAAAACUCGACGGCCAACUGGGUGAAAUCGUUCCAUGAGACCUUGACGAAUGUGUGGAAUGAACAGUCUUCGCGUGAGAUCAUGGCCGUUCCCCGGCUUUCGGUGCCUCGACUCAUCGAACAGUACAAGGACUCCAAACGUCGUCUCAUGAUUGUGGAUUAUGAGGGCACGCUGGCCUCAUGGGGGUCCCCUCGCAGUAUCAUUUUGACGACCCCGCAACGGGCCAUCACCACACUGACCGAAUUGACCGAUGACCCAAACAAUAUUGUCUACGUGAUGAGCUCGCGCAUGCCGGAGGAGAUGGAACGGCUCUUCCGUCAGGUGAACAACCUUGGCCUGAUCGCCGAGAAUGGUUGUUUCACGCGUGAGCCGAACGGAGAGAAGUGGACUCACCUCGCCGACAAGGAUCAUGUCCAAAACUGGAAGUCUCCGGUGUCUCAGAUUCUGUCCUACUUCAAGGAUCGCAUCGAGGGUAGUUGGAUUGAGGAGCGACAUUGCUCGCUGGUCUUCCACUACGGCUCUGCCGAGGACCGUGGUGUCGCCGCCCGGCUGGCCGCAGAAUGUGCGGAUCACAUCAACGAUGCCUGCAAGACUCAGCACGUGCACGCCAUCCCCAUCGAGGGAGCCCUGAUUGUCGAGACUGCCGGUACCAACAAGGCGUCGGCUGCAGAGCUUGUGUGGCGCUGGUGCCUGGAAGAUCCGGAGAAGAAGGACGUUGGCAAGCCCGACUUCUUGCUGGUCAUUGGAGACAAUCGCGAGGACGAGCCGGUUUUCCGAUGGGCGAACAAGUUGAAGACAGCCAAGGCCGUCGACUAUGCGAUGACCGUCACUCUGGGAUCGCGCAGCACCGAAGCCAAGUCUACCUUGACUCAAGGAGUAACGGGUGUUCUUUCCUGCCUGCAACAAUUGGCCGCAUCCACCGUCAAGUCCGGCCCGGUCUCUUAG